AUGUCAGCGUCUGGCUUCCUGGACCGGAUGCGGCGUGAAGAAGAGGUGCAGCUGCCCGAUCAUCCGCCUCAAGAUUCUUCAACCGAAUUGCCAGAGCCGAGUCGAGUUCCUGAUCCAAGCAGAGACCAGCGUACAAGCAGCAUCACAUCCCUCGCCGGCUUUUGGGACCGAGUGACCCACAAGCGAUGGGAAGAUGAGGUGCACACUGCGCUCUCGCAAGCCAUGCAGGCAUUUCAGACACACUUCGAAGCAUCUCUGACGGUGUCCGCUGACAGAGCCAUGCGGCAAUCUAUGGCAAAGGCAGAGGCCGUUUUGCAGGAGCGCUUUGGCAACUACAACAUGACAAGCUGGAAUGUAGUGAGUUCCGUCGAUAAAGUCGACAGGCGGGGCCAAACUCUCUCAGAUGUGAUCGCAGUGACUUACAUGCCUGACUUUGAUUCUCAAGUAGGUUCCAUCGAUGACGACCCCUACGGCAUCUUACGGGCCUCUUCCUCCAGCUACAUCAUUGACGGCUCCUUCGGCUCCUUAUGGAUCGAUGCCGACGACAUUUUCAACGGGCUGGUCACCUCCGUUGUGCAACGCACGCUGUCUAUGAACAUUGAUGGCGUGCACGCCAGCGGAUUCACGCCGAUCCGGAUGCUCUACGACACCCUUAUCAAGAACUUUCACAUGGGCGCCGUCCUCUACCGUGACGGUGACAGCCACAUCGUCCGCACCAUCUACGUCGACUCCAACUCCCUUGCCAGUGCUCAGGAAGACUUAGCAGCGCUUCACUGCUUCUCGUGGCAUGGCCAGCCGUGUGAAAACUCUUGGAUACCUUCCCUGAUGAGUCAAGCAUUAGCAUCCCUGGAUGCCGUUUGUGACAGCACACUGUGGCUGGCCAUGUCUUUAGAGGACAACCGGGUCAGGUACGGAUUCUAUUUGCAUGUCUAUGGAGAUCCUGCGGCAGUGAUUUAUCAGGUCCGUGAGGUGAAGAAGUUCUUUCCAAGGUCUCCGAUUUACGUCAUGAGCGACGGAGGCCUCGACUUCAGUGCCUUGUGCGAGAAGGAGGGGUGCACUUUCGUUUUGUGUCCGCCAGCGAACGAUCGCUGGCAUCCAUGGCCCUUCUUUCGGCGCUUGUACGAUGCAGCUGUGAGUUUGAACACAAAGUACAUCAUUAUGCUGGAACCGGACAACACUGUGCACAGCUAUGUCAAGCGGCCUCCACCUGCAGAUGUGGGUGGUUUGCUAGUGACCAGUCGCCAAUUUGGACUGGUGAAGUACGUGGAAAGGAUGGCAAAGCAACGUGUUCCCAACUUCAAAUGGACAUCGCGGAGCAUGUCUUCGGGACUUUGUGGUGGAGCCUAUUUCAAGCGAGAAGCCAUCCUUGAUGCUCUUUCCGAUGAAAGCAUGAUGAAACUGGACUGGAACUACUUAGGUGAGAAGUUGAGCAAGGAGAUUUUUUCUUCGGACUUUGCUUUGCAGUACGCCUUUGCUGCGCGAGGAUGGGUAAUUGAGCCAUGGGAGGAUGCCGCCCAGAUGGACAAAGAUAAGUAUCAGCCGCUGACGGGCGCUCGAGAUGCAACCUUCAAGCACUACUGUUCCUGCUAUCCGGGCGGCAAGCCGACCUACAACCUAAAGUUGGCCAAGCAGGAUGCAAAGUUGUUCAAGAGUGGUGGGUAUGAGAUGACAUCAGGGCCAUACUCUUCGAGUGUGUGCCAAGUUUGCUACAAUCACAGCCGCUAUUUGGAGCUUUGGGGCUCCGCCAGAUGCACAAAUAGUAUUCCUUUUCAUCUCUCUGAGAAGCUGCUGCAAAGGCCUGGAGCUCCAACAGCCGUAGGAGACUUGUGGGAAGGAGAGGUGGCAACAAGUGCAACAAGCCCCGGGUGGGGAUACCUCAACUUCAACCACUGA
Messenger RNA from Durusdinium trenchii, 1893 nucleotides. The record is from the annotation of a GenBank genome assembly. NCBI's taxonomy places the organism in Eukaryota, Dinophyceae, Suessiales, Symbiodiniaceae.